This is a messenger RNA of Brassica oleracea var. oleracea, 2760 nucleotides long. RefSeq lists its product as uncharacterized. The record is from RefSeq and is a predicted model, not a curated record. Bases 1 to 2760 code for a protein of 919 amino acids. Gene Ontology annotation, molecular function: catalytic activity. The transcript is spliced from 5 exons. NCBI's taxonomy places the organism in Eukaryota, Viridiplantae, Streptophyta, Magnoliopsida, Brassicales, Brassicaceae.
AUGAGGAGUAAUAACCCUAUUUUUGGUGGUCUCGUUGAGACCCAUGUCAGUAGUGUGAAGGCUCCUUCUAUCAUUGGUAGGACCUUCUCAGGUUGGCGUCUAUCACUUGCAAAGUCAGACUUCCCUUCGUUUUGGGUCAUUUGGAACCCUUCUGUGACUGUCUCGAUUAUCCAUAAGUCGUUGCAGUCUAUCACUUGCAAAGUCAGACUUCCCUUCGUUUCGACAGAGUUUGUGGUGACGUUUGUGUAUGGCUCUAAUUGUCGGAAAAUGAGGCGUGAGCUGUGGUCUGAACUGGUAUUUCUUUCUUCAUCUUCGAGUUCUUCGGGGAUGCCAUGGCUGAUUCUCGGUGAUUUUAAUCAAGUCAGAUUUGCUUCUGAGCAUUCUAGAUCUAGUGGAUUUUCUUCUUCCAGAGGUAUGCGUGAAUUCAAUCAAUGUCUGGCCACUACUUCUCUCUCGGACCUUCAAUUCUGUGGCAACGCCUUUACAUGGACGAAUAAUCAAGGCUCCUCUAUCAUCUCAAAGAAAUUGGAUAGGAUUCUUGUCAAUGAUGAAUGGCUUAAUGCCUUUCCAAAUUCUCUGGGAGUAUUUGGGGAUUCAGGGAUAUCUGAUCAUACCCCCUGUUGUGUCUUCUUGGACUAUCUGAAGCCUAAGCCAAAGAAACCCUUCAAGUUUUUAAGUUUGUUGAAUGAUAAUCCGGAAUUUGUAAUCUUGCUAAAGGAGUGCUGGGAUUCUCUGCAGUUCUGUGGUUCUGCUAUGUUUAAAAUCUCAAAAAAGCUAAAGGAACUCAAGAGCAUCAUCCGUACGUUUAGUCGAGACAACUACUCAGGCAUAGAGAAACGGGUUCAGGAAGCUUUGGGUGACCUUAUCCAACUUCAGAACACUCUGUUCAAUUACCAAUCUCCUCAAGCUGCAGCAGACGAAAGGAAAGCUCACGCCAAAUGGGCGGUUCUUGCUAAAGCUGAGGAGUCCUUCCUCUAUCAACGGUCAAGAGUUAAUUGGAUAGACAAAGGUGAUAUGGGCUCUGCGUUCUUCCAUCGUUCAAUCCGUUCUAGGCUUUCCCAGAAUCAAAUAAUUCUUCUCUUCGACGAGAACGAUGGUAUCUUGGAGACAAGAGAGGAAAUUAUGCAACACGCGGUAGAUUUCUUUGAGCAACUUCUCGGUGGGACCAGCUUCCAAACUACUGUCUCUACUAAUGAGAUUGCCUCUCUAAUAAGUUAUCAGUGCCCACCAGCUAGUUUUGACAGUCUUGCAGCUCCUUUUUCCCGUGAAGAGAUUAAACAGACCUUCUUCUCCCUCCCGAGAAAUAAGUCACCGGGUCCCGAUGGAUACCCGGCUGAGUUCUUUACGGCAAACUGGAAUAUUGUUGGCACUGAUCUGAUUAACGCAGUAACAGAGUUCUUCACUUCGGGUAAGCUACUUCAGCAAUGGAAUGCAACUAUCCUCACGCUUAUCCCAAAGAAGCAAAGCGCAGUAAAGAUCACUGAUUUUCGACCCAUAUCUUGUUGCAACACUGUGUAUAAGGUAAUCGCAAAGCUUCUUGCCUGCAGUAAUCGCAAAGCUUCUUGCCAACUGAAGCAGAUCCUACCUGAUGUCAUCUCCAAUACGCAAUCUGCGUUCAUUCCGGGCAGAUUUUCUGUGGCUGUUAAUGGGGAGUUAGGAGGUUAUUUCAAAGGAACGAAAGGCUUGAGACAGGGUGAUCCCCUAUCUCCCUACUUAUUUCUACUAGCAAUGGAGGUUCUUGCUCAGAUGUUGAAUUCGAGCUAUAGGACAGGUCUGAUCGGCUACCAUCCGGCUGCCUCCAAUCCGCCAGUCACUCACCCGGCCUUUGCAGAUGAUGUAAUGAUCUUUUUUGAUGGGCAGGUGUCGUCGCUCAAUAACAUCUCUCUUACGCUGGAUAGAUUUUCUGAAUGGUCGGGUCUCUCAAUGAACUUGAGUAAAACAGAGCUCUAUGUUGCGGGUCUGAGUCAGACAGAAACUUGUGACCUUACUGGUUUGGGUUUUUCUCUUGGCUCGCUGCCUGUGAGAUACCUAGGUCUUCCUCUGAUGCACCGCAAGCUCAGAAUCUGUGAUUAUAGGCCUUUAAUUGACCAACUGAAGGCGCGGUUCUCCUCCUGGACAUCUAGAGCCUUAUCAUACGCAGGAAGAAGAGAAUUAUCAUCCUCAGUCAUUCAUGGAACAAUUAACUUCUGGUUCUCCACCUUCCUCCUUCCUAAAGGUUGUGUUAAAACAAUUGAAUCGCUGUGCAGCAGAUUUCUUUGGAAUGGAAACAUAACCGAAAGGGCAGCAGCUAAAGUAUCUUGGACAUCAGUUUGUCUUCCCAAGUCUGAAGGAGGACUUGGUCUUCGUGAACUGAGUAUGUGGAACAAGACUCUAUAUCUAAAACUGAUCUGGCUACUUUUUGCUGAUUCUGAAUCACUGUGGGCUCUUUGGACGAAAGUGCAUCGUUUAAAUGGUCAGAAAUUUUGGAGCAUUGAUGAGGAAAAACAGUCAUCAUGGAUAUGGAAAUCAAUCCUUAAACUUAGGCCUCUUGCUGAACAGUUUCUAAGAUGUGUCCUUGGCAAUGGGAUGAAGGUUGGUGAUGACACCAGCGAGGCUUACUCUACACGUCUAACUUGGGAUUCGCUUAGACACCAUGGAACUACUCAAGGAUGGGAACAUAAAAUCUGGUACAGCGGUCAUAUUCCAAGUCAUGCUUUCCUGAUGUGGGUCGCUCAAUUGGACCGGCUUCCGACAAGAUCCCGCAUUGCUUCAUGGGGUUAG